CCUGAAAGCUUUUGAUCGGGAAGUAAAUGAGUUUGUGGACUAUAUGUUUGGGCCUCGAGAUGCCAGGGUUAGAGGAUGGUUCCUUUUGGACUCUUACCUUCCCACAUUUUUCCUUACUGGAGCUUACCUGCUCUGCAUAUGGCUGGGCAACAAGUUCAUGAGGAACAGACCUCCUUUCUCUCUCAGGGCUCACCUCAUUGUAUAUAACCUUGGGAUUACACUACUCUCCUUGUACAUGCUUAUAGAGCUCAUCCUUGCCACGUGGGAAGGAGGCUACAACUUGCAGUGCCAGAACCUCCACAGCGCAGGGGAGGCUGACAUCCGGGUAGCCAAGGUGCUGUGGUGGUAUUAUUUCUCCAAAGUAAUUGAAUUCAUGGACACUAUCUUCUUUGUACUGAGAAAGAAAAGCAGUCAGAUCACCUUCCUUCAUGUGUAUCACCAUGCCACUAUGUUUAACAUUUGGUGGUGUGUUCUGAACUGGAUACCCUGUGGGCAAAGUUUCUUUGGACCCACUUUGAAUAGCUUUAUCCACGUGCUCAUGUAUUCUUAUUACGGCCUGUCUGUCAUCCCUUCUAUGCGCAAGUAUCUCUGGUGGAAGAAAUACCUCACUCAGGCACAGCUGAUCCAGUUUCUGCUCACUAUUGUGCACACACUCAGUGCAGCUGUGAAGCCAUGUGGGUUCCCAUUUGGCUGCCUCAUGUUCCAGUCCUCUUAUAUGGCCACACUGGUCAUUCUCUUCAUAAAUUUCUACAUUAAGACAUACCGGAAAGCACCUUCAAGAACAGCUAUGAAGGAAACCUCUAUAAAGGAAACAGAAAUCAAGAAUGGUUUCCACAAGGACUACUUUGCUGCUGCCAAUGGAUUCCUGAACAAUAAGAAAGCACAAUAAGUAUUGUCUUUCCUAUGAUCUUUUUUUUUCCUAAAAAAUAAA
This is a messenger RNA of Chaetura pelagica (chimney swift), 931 nucleotides long. RefSeq names its product ELOVL fatty acid elongase 2 (gene ELOVL2). The coding region runs from base 44 to 889 and encodes 281 amino acids. Gene Ontology annotation, cellular component: endoplasmic reticulum; endoplasmic reticulum membrane. NCBI's taxonomy places the organism in Eukaryota, Metazoa, Chordata, Aves, Apodiformes, Apodidae. Gene Ontology annotation, molecular function: fatty acid elongase activity. The transcript is spliced from 7 exons. Gene Ontology annotation, biological process: sphingolipid biosynthetic process; very long-chain fatty acid biosynthetic process; fatty acid elongation, monounsaturated fatty acid. The record is from RefSeq and is a predicted model, not a curated record.